Molecule: messenger RNA, 2000 nt
Organism: Fusarium oxysporum Fo47
Lineage: Eukaryota; Fungi; Ascomycota; Sordariomycetes; Hypocreales; Nectriaceae
Product: general substrate transporter
Exons: 3
Coding region: 259-1875 (538 amino acids)
Biological process (GO): carbohydrate transport; transmembrane transport
Cellular component (GO): membrane
Molecular function (GO): carbohydrate:proton symporter activity
Source: RefSeq, a predicted model, not a curated record
AAUCCCAUUUCUUGAAAAUCACCCCACACACUCAAUCCCCAGAUUUCCCCAUGCUUUUCAUACCAGAUGAUGUACAGUUCCUGGUUUCUGGGGGAUUAACUUAAGCUUGGGCGAAAAAAAUCAUCAUCCGAGCUGUCGGGUUCAGGCGUAGCGAGCAUCGGCUCCCCGAAAGUACAUAAAGGACCGACUAUCCUUUCACUCUUCCCCCAGCAUCUCGCCAUCCCAUCUCUUCCCAUUAUCCCAACUCCAAUCUUCACCAUGGCUUCUUAUCCUGAGAAGAGUAUCGACGCUCAGCAUGACGAGACUAUUAGCCCCGAAGCUCUUGCUUCCGAGGCCAAGGUCGCUGCGGAGGCUGAGCAUCAUAUGACGCUCUGGGAAGCUAUCAAGACUUAUCCCAAGGCCAUUGGUUGGUCUGUCCUUUUGUCGACGACUCUCAUCAUGGAAGGCUAUGACCUUGCUUUACUUGGCAAUUUGUAUGCUUCUCCUGUGUUCAAUGAGAAGUUUGGCUCGUGGAAUGCCGAGAAGGAGAAAUAUGCUGUUUCUCCUGCGUGGCAAUCUGGUUUGUCCAACGGUGCUCGCGCCGGCGAGAUCAUUGGUCUCAUCAUCGCCGGUUGGACAUCUGACAGAUAUGGCUACAAGAUGACCACCAUUGGCUCUCUCGUUCUCAUGAUCGCCUUUGUCUUUGUUCUCUUCUUCGCUCCCAACGUCAAGAUUCUCGUGCUGGGAGAAGUCCUCUGCGGUAUUCCAUGGGGCGCAUUCCAAAGCGUUACUCCUGCAUAUGCAUCCGAAGUAGCACCGGUUGUUCUGCGACCUUACCUCACGACCUUCAUCAACAUGUGCUGGGUGAUUGGUCAAUUCUUUGCAGCUGCUGUGAACAAAGGUUCUGUUGGUCGCGGUGACGAGUGGGCUUAUCGCAUUCCUUUUGGUGUGCAGUGGGUUUGGCCUGUGCCUAUCCUGGCAGGUGUUAUUUUUGCUCCGGAAUCACCUUGGUGGUAUGUUAGGAAGGGUAACCGAGCUGCAGCCAAGAAGUCGCUUCUAAGACUCACUUCACCCCAACAACCCAACUUUAACGCCGACGAGACGAUUGCCAUGAUUGAGCAUACGAAUGAGAUGGAGAAGAACUUGAAGGAGGGAACUACUUAUAGGGACUGCUUCAAGGGUGUUGAUCUUCGCCGAACUGAGAUUGUUGUUGGUAUCUGGCUUGUGCAGACUCUUGGUGGACAGAAUCUUAUGGGUUACUUCUCAUAUUUCCUCACACAAGCUGGUAUGGAUGCAAGCAACUCCUUCUCUCUGUCCAUGGGCCAAUAUGCUCUUGGAAUGGUUGGCACCAUGGGCUCUUGGUUCUUGAUGUCCAGGGUUGGCCGACGCACGAUUCACUUCUCAGGUCUAUGCUCUCAACUCCUCAUCCUCAUCAUUGUCGGCUCCCUCUCCUUCUCUAAAGACAACUCUUCCGUCUGGGCUAUUGGCGGCAUGCUCAUUCUCUUCACAUUUGUCUACGAUUUCACCGUUGGACCCGUCACAUACUCUCUCAUCUCCGAGCUCUCAUCGACCCGACUCAAGGCCAAGACCAUCGUCAUGGCUCGUGCCGCCUACAAUGCUAGCAACAUCUUUGUCAACGUCAUGACAAACUAUCAGCUAUCCUCGUCGGCGUGGAACUGGGGAGCUCGCACCGCCUAUUUCUGGGCUGGAACAUGUCUCCUCUCUGCUAUCUGGGUUUUCUUCAGACUUCCUGAGCCUAAGGAUCGUACUUAUGCUGAGUUGGAUGUUCUCUUUGAGAAGAAGGUUCCUGCAAGGAAGUUUGCCAAGACGCAGAUCGAUCCUUAUUCGCACUCGGUUACGUCUGACAAGAAGUUGAACGAGAAAGAGUUGCAGUAGGCAUUGGAAUAAUGUAUCGGUAUUGAUGGAAUCAAAAGAAACGAGGUGUAUGAUAUGGGUAUAUAGUUUUGAAUAGCUUGAUGUACAGAUUGUUUAUUAUGAAUUUACUCUCGAUAUUGGUGGAC